Molecule: messenger RNA, 675 nt
Organism: Saccharomyces mikatae IFO 1815
Lineage: Eukaryota; Fungi; Ascomycota; Saccharomycetes; Saccharomycetales; Saccharomycetaceae
Gene: RCF2
Product: Rcf2p
Exons: 1
Coding region: 1-675 (224 amino acids)
Biological process (GO): mitochondrial respiratory chain complex IV assembly
Cellular component (GO): mitochondrial inner membrane
Source: RefSeq, a predicted model, not a curated record
AUGAAGAUUCUUACGCAAGACGAAAUCGAAGCUCAUCGCUCUCAUACGCUUAAAGGUGGUAUCGAAGGUGCCCUUGCCGGGUUCGCCAUCUCUGCUAUAAUUUUCAAGGUUCUGCCAAGAAGGUAUCCAAAGUUCCAGCCUUCUACUCUUACGUGGUCCAUAAAAACUGCGCUUUGGAUUACCCCACCUACCGUCUUGACCGCCAUUUGCGCAGAGGAAGCCUCGAACAGUUUCGAUGCUACCAUGUACGGGUCUGGUUCAUCCUCAGAAGACGCCCUAGACGAACAUAGAAGAUGGAGGAGUCUAAGUACGAAAGAGAAGUUCGUCGAAGGCCUGAAUAAUAACAAAUACAAGAUCAUUACCGGUGCCUGGGCCGCAUCGCUAUAUGGGUCGUGGCUAAUUGUCAAUAAGGACCCCAUCAUGACCAAGGCUCAGAAAAUCGUGCAGGCAAGAAUGUACGCUCAGUUCAUCACCGUGGGACUGCUGUUGGCUUCCGUUGGUUUGAGUAUGUAUGAGAAUAAGUUGCAUCCUAAUAAACAAAAGGUCAACGAAAUGCGUCGUUGGGAGAACGCCCUAAAGGUCGCCGAAGAGGAAGAGAGGCGAGAGAAGGAAGGGAGGAGAACCGGCUAUGUCUCUAAUGAAGAGAGAAUUAGUUCCAAGAUUUUCAAAUCGUAA